Molecule: messenger RNA, 944 nt
Organism: Thalassophryne amazonica
Lineage: Eukaryota; Metazoa; Chordata; Actinopteri; Batrachoidiformes; Batrachoididae
Product: ras-related C3 botulinum toxin substrate 3
Exons: 6
Coding region: 215-793 (192 amino acids)
Biological process (GO): regulation of actin cytoskeleton organization; establishment or maintenance of cell polarity; small GTPase-mediated signal transduction
Cellular component (GO): cell cortex; plasma membrane; cytoplasmic vesicle
Molecular function (GO): GTP binding; GTPase activity; protein kinase binding
Source: RefSeq, a predicted model, not a curated record
GAAGACGGAAGUUCACUGAGUGAACGAUCAUGUCGCUGUCACCGGACUCGGCACUUUUCGGAAUCUUUCGGUGCAUCUCGUCGCAGACGCCUUUGACUGCGGCUCCAUCGCCGAGCGGACGGACCCGCUGCUCUCCUCCCAGAUUCGAGCACCGACUGUCGGAUCCUCCAAACCACGCACGCCGCUUCUCGGAAAGCCCCCAGCUCCUUGACAAAUGCAAGCUAUCAAAUGUGUGGUGGUCGGCGACGGGGCUGUGGGUAAGACCUGUCUGCUGAUUAGCUACACCACCAAUGCCUUCCCCGGAGAAUACAUCCCCACUGUCUUUGACAACUACUCUGCCAAUGUCAUGGUGGACGGCAAACCUGUGAACCUGGGCCUCUGGGACACAGCGGGACAGGAGGACUACGACAGACUCAGACCAUUGUCUUACCCACAGACGGAUGUGUUCUUGAUAUGCUUCUCCCUGGUCAGCCCGGCCUCCUUUGAGAACGUCCGUGCUAAGUGGUACCCGGAGGUCCGACAUCAUUGCCCCAACACACCCAUCAUCCUGGUGGGCACCAAGCUGGACCUGCGAGAUGACAAGGACACCAUCGAGAGGCUGCGAGACAAGAAACUUUCCCCCAUCACCUACCCACAGGGCCUGGCCAUGGCCAGAGAGAUCGGAGCAGUGAAGUACCUGGAGUGCUCCGCUCUGACCCAGAGAGGCCUGAAGACGGUUUUUGAUGAGGCCAUCCGAGCCGUGCUCUGCCCUCCACCCGUCAAGAAGAGGGGAAAGAGGUGCACCGUGUUCUGAGCAGGAAGCCUCACUCACACACUCCAUCACCACAAACCACAACCGUGGCAUAUCUGAGAGCGUGAAAACCCGUGUUAGUGUGAAUGGCACAUGUCCGCGCUCUGUGUCUGCUAGCAUGUAAGUUCAUGUGAAUACUGGGUGUCUGUGAGCG